Molecule: messenger RNA, 1875 nt
Organism: Apus apus (common swift)
Lineage: Eukaryota; Metazoa; Chordata; Aves; Apodiformes; Apodidae
Gene: STX6
Product: syntaxin 6
Exons: 8
Coding region: 45-809 (254 amino acids)
Biological process (GO): Golgi vesicle transport; intracellular protein transport
Cellular component (GO): membrane
Molecular function (GO): SNAP receptor activity
Source: RefSeq, a predicted model, not a curated record
GCCAGCGCGGGGGAGGGGGGCGGGCGGCGCGCGGCGGCGGCGCCAUGUCGAUGGAGGACCCCUUCUUCGUGGUGAAGGGGGAGGUGCAGAAGGCCGUGAACACUGCCCAGGGGCUCUUCCAGAGGUGGACGGAGCUCUUGCAGGAUCCCUCCAUCGCCACAAGAGAAGAAAUCGACUGGACCACUAAUGAGCUCAGAAACAACCUGCGGAGCAUCGAGUGGGACCUGGAAGACUUGGAUGAGACAAUUAGCAUUGUUGAGGCGAACCCGCGGAAGUUCAACCUGGAUGCGACGGAGCUGGGCAUCAGGAAAGCCUUCAUCACCAGCACACGGCAGGUGGUCAGGGAUAUGAAGGAUCAGAUGUCAAACUCCUCCAUGCAAGCACUGGCUGAAAGAAAAAACAGGCAGGUGCUCCUGGGAGAAAGUGGGAAUCAGAGUUGGAGCUCUGGAGCUGACAAAUACAGCCGUCUGGACCGGGAGCUGCAAUUAGCAAAUUCACACUUCAUUGAGGAGCAGCAAGCUCAACAACAGUUGAUUGUGGAGCAGCAAGAUGAGCAGUUGGAGCUGGUCUCUGGCAGCAUCGGGGUGCUGAAGAACAUGUCCCAGCGCAUCGGCGGGGAGCUGGAGGAGCAGGCAGUGAUGCUGGAUGACUUCUCCCACGAGCUGGACAGCACUCAGUCGCGGCUCGAUAACGUCAUGAAGAAGCUCGCCAAAGUGUCUCACAUGACGAGCGAUCGACGGCAGUGGUGUGCAAUUAUCAUCCUCUUUGUCAUCUUGCUGGUGGUGCUCAUCCUGUUUUUUGUCCUGUGAUGGACUGAACUUCCUCAGACGCCCCCUCCCCGCCCCUUUGCCCCCCCAUAGUAUGGGGAAAUGAAACUCUCACCAUUUCCGUCCGCCCACAGAGAUCCCCAGCAAGAAAACCCGCAUCCAGCUCUCACCAUUCUCCUCUGAGGACCUCAGCUCUGCUCACCUGGCCCUGGGGAGAGGGGGUGGAGGACUGGAGCUGCCUUCUCCCCCAGGGCAGUACCAUCCAGCCCUGGGCUCCAGGUCUGGACCUAGCCAGCAGGAGGGAGGGGGAUUCACCCCUGUGCUUCCACCCCGUGCAGGUAGGACCUGGUUGCUGCGGUCCCAAGCCGGAUGCCGAGACAGAGCAGCGAGCCCUGGGAAGGACGGGAUGAGGGGGAGGGAGGGAAGAAACGAAUUAAUUCACUGAGCAUUACAAACCGUAUUGCCAGCCAAAAGCAUUACCAGGAGGAGUGGUGGCAUGAAACCCCAGGCAGCCACAGUGAGGGAGGGGAGCCCUGGCUGAACCCCCACUACCCCACGCUGCCCUCCUCCCACCAGGCAGCUCCCUGCCGCCAACUUACCCUUGUGAGUCGGCAGCGGAGCGUUCCCAUCCAGCCACCCCUUGGCAGGAGCUGACAGCAGGUGAGCUGACAGCAGGUGAGCUGCAGGGUGGAGUGUCCUGCCACUGGCUGGGCACUGUUAGAGACCCCAGAGCUUUACACACGGGUUGUCGAUGCAAGUUGAGAGCUGGCAAACAACCGUUGGCUGGAGAGUCAGUUUCUUAAAGCUUUUGAAAUUGCCUCCUUUGUUAUACAAGCCUCUAAAGCUCAUUGACUGAUGCUUUUCUUUGCCCUUGUAUAACUGACUGCUUCUGUUUAACAGCUGCUUCCCUUUGGCAAGUGCUUUGUCAGGUCUAAAAUAACUUAUUUUUUUUUAAGGAAAAAAAAAACUUUAAAAGAUUUUUGGAUGACUGUUCGAGCCACGUUCUCUCUGCAGGUGCGUGACGCGUUACCAGAGGAGUGGGGUUCAAUCAUGUAUUUUAAGUGCAUAUGAACUUGUAAAUAGGAUGUCUUCAUUUUUCCAACUGCUA